This is a messenger RNA of Prorocentrum cordatum, 814 nucleotides long. Lineage: Eukaryota; Dinophyceae; Prorocentrales; Prorocentraceae. The record is from the annotation of a GenBank genome assembly.
GCCGGCUGCGGAAUCGAUUUUGAGUCCCAGCCCGAAGCCGAAGGGCCCGAAGAGGCAGAGCGGCCAAGGCGGAACGGCGGCGGUGGAGGUCGAGGCGAUUGACGUGGACGCGGAGAACCAGGAGGAGAAACCGCCAGCGAGGACAGUGAACCAGGGCAGAAUCUCGAAGGAACUUGCGAGCAUGGCGCAGGGCCUGCAGGUGAACGCGAAGGAGAUUAAGGAGAAGAUCGCAGACGUUAAGGCCGUCGAGGAGCAGGCGGGCGAUAUGAGCGAGAAAAUGUCGACGAAGACGGAGGUGGAAACCAUGAUUGCCGAGACGGUGAAGCCCCUCCUAGGCUCGGCAACGAAGACGGGUGCACGGGGGACGGGGGAGCAGGACAAAUUCGCGCGCACUGCUGCGAUCGGGGACACCGAGACGGACGCGGAGAAAACGGACGCGAUCGAUUUCAUCGAAAAGCAAAUCAUCAUGAACGCGGAGGGCGUGGAGGAGCCCCACGCCGACCAGCUCGGGGGCGCGAGGUUCGUGAGGUUCAUCAACCCGAGGCUGAUGUUCGAGUUCUUACGGAAAUUCAAUAGUAAGCCAGAGCCUGCAAUCGGUAACCGGACGGCAUGGGUUGCUGUUUCGAGGAGCCCGGAGGAACGCAACAAGGGGAAGGCGCUUGGGAAGUACAAGAGGCAGGUUGGAGAGUGGAUGAUGGACGGCGACGGCGGCCAUUUGCAAGUCCAGCUCGACCCGGACAUCCUCAAGCAGGCCGGAGUCAUGGCUGAGGCGAAAUUGGACGACGAAGCUGCCCUGGCCGCCCUUCGGGGCUAG